Messenger RNA from Fusarium oxysporum Fo47, 3094 nucleotides. RefSeq lists its product as uncharacterized. The coding region runs from base 464 to 2818 and encodes 784 amino acids. The record is from RefSeq and is a predicted model, not a curated record. Lineage: Eukaryota; Fungi; Ascomycota; Sordariomycetes; Hypocreales; Nectriaceae. The transcript is spliced from 2 exons.
AACACGGCAGGUCAACGACUCAUUUCGUCUACUUAUAAGCCCAUCUGCUCUUCUUUGUCUUUUCCAGCUCUUCCGGGGGAAGACGGGACCGCCCAAGACUCACUCCAUCGUCAGUGUAACUGUCGUCAUAUUCGGUGGAUGACGUCCCACGAUACGAUCCCAGAUUCCCCAUACUCAUACUCAGAUUCGCAUUCUCUCGACCCACGCCGUGCCUGGCUAUUGCUCUAAUCGUCCUCGUCGCAUGAUACACCAAUAUCCACAUCUCUCGGCUCAUUAAUCAGACCCUUUCUCUACCUUGACCACGCCCCGUUAGAUGACAAUAUCAGCAACUCUAAAAUCCCUGCAUUGAAUCACCCAUCACCUUUUAUAACACCACCUCUCGGCUCUUUCGUCUUUCUUCAUUCAUGACGGAUUCUACUAAGAAACUGUACGGCUGCUGUUACAGCUAUUCAACAUCGCCGUCAUGCCUAUCUUUCAAGCCGAUUUAGAGAAUCACGAAUCUGUUGAGCCAGCACCACCUAUUGAAGUCGAGGUGCCACCCCCAGCUCCGACGCUUAGACGCCUUUCGGAGGAGAGCAUUCGUACCGAACUUUGCGAAGGGCCUAUCUUUGAGAGUCCACCACAAUCAAACACCAACAGUCCCGAGAGAACCGAUAGUGCUGAAAAUGGGAUAUCGGAUCGAGCCUCUUUAAUCGAGAGGUUAAAGAGGGCUCAGUCUCCGACCUGGAUCCCAAACCGUCAUUUUGACUCUAUUAUUCAGCACCACGCUCCUCCUCCCGAGACAAAGCGAACUCAAUCGCCAUUCGAACCUUCACUACUUGCGCCUGCCCAAAUCACACCCGAAAAGAACGACUCCCAACCCGAUUUCGACAACAGAUUACGCGAUGGCCUCAGCAUCGAGCGACCGAGGUCGGCCCUACACAGCGGUAACUUCACCGAGGAGGAAGCAGUAGCUAAGGAUCGUGCGGCUCCGAGGAGUAGAUAUCCUGCACCAGCAGAGAGCUCAUGGAUUGCAACUUCACCACCGAGACACUACACGCCGUUCCAGCACGAUAAAGGAAUACCAUUUACAGGGAGUGCAGAGAGUUUCCGAUCAACUACAUCGCCUCUAUCCUCAUCUCUCUCCUCAAGCUUUGUGUACAAGCCACCUACUAGUCCUUUGGUUCAGGCCCAGAGCUCAGAAGAACACGACAUGUCUAUACCGAGAGAUGGAUUUGGAUAUACUGGGAACAGUCGCUACAUGCCAAACUCAGCCUCUUCCUCACCGUGGAUGUCCCCAUCGCCACGAUAUUCUCUCCCGCAGCGUGUUCCUUCGUAUCGCAGAGAAGCAUUCCCAUAUCAGGCACAUCAACCUCGACGGUCAUUGACUUCAACUCCAAGCUUCAUGCAGGCCGGUGCAUCUCCACCAACGCCCGCUCUUCUUCGACCACGAAGGUCCUCUCUAGUCGCAGAAUCUUCGCCACUUCAGCACGCAUCUAUGGUUGGAUCUUAUGAAGAGAGCAUUCUUCGUGGUCGCAUGUCUACGACCCCUUCUAAGCCACUGGACUUUGUCGCUCAGAUCGGCGUGUUGGGCAAGGGAAAAUGCAAGUCCAGUUUGAAGUGCCCGCCACACGUUACUCUUUCAUUUCCUGCUGUGUAUUACAGCUACAGCAGCACCUCUCAUGGUAGAUCAAAUACGGACGACGGGCCGAGUCCCUAUGUUGGUCAGAUUGACCUUGAAAACGGUCUUCCUAACCCCGAUGAUGAGCAUCGGGCAAAGAAGAAAGCACAAAGCCGAUUUGCAGACAGGAAACCCAUCGAAGACAUGAUGGAUGUCGGUCUUGAUAAUCAAGGAUCUGAGCAAAUUUCACGCCGAAAUUCUCGAGCCAGCCGCAGGUCCGGUUCUGGCUCUGCGAAAGCCCCUCCAGGCGGAAGCUAUCGUAUUCCGGAGAAGGGGCAGAUCCAAAUCAUUGUCAAGAAUCCGAACAAGACUGCUGUCAAGCUGUUCCUGAUUCCUUAUGACCUGACGGGUAUGGAACCAGGUACCAAAACUUUUGUGAGACAGCGUAGCUACUCGGCUGGUCCCAUUAUUGAAAACGCCCCUGCAGCAUCCGAAGUAAACACCAGUGACCGUCCUAUCUUGAGAUAUCUCGCUCAUCUCCACAUUUGCUGCCCUGCAAAAGGGCGGUACUAUCUUUACAAGAGCAUUCGCAUUGUCUUUGCAAACCGUGUACCCGACGGCAAGGAGAAACUCAGAAACGAAACAACAUGGCCAGAGCCUCGCUACACUCCUUACAAGCCCAUUCGUCUGAUGCAUACUCCGCUGCCUACACACUCUGGUCCUGGAGCUAUGCUAGCCGCUGAAAAGGCGCUUCGCAGACGUAGCGUAGGAAUCUUCCCGGGCCCUACGUCUCAUGCUUUCGAUGCCAUGGAGCACAUGUUUCGGAACAAUGAUUCCUCUACUGGCAGCUCUGCAGCGGGCAAUACCUUGCCACUCGACCCGAUCCCUUUCUAUCUUCCUGGGCGCGUCCGAACAAGCAGCGAUGUCAGUAACAGCACAAGCACAACUGCCGCCCUCGGUAACGAAAUGCGCUCUCCUGGCUCAUCCCAAGCCAGUCGUCCUUCGACCAAGGACUCGACCGAUGGUUCACCGUCGGGACCUGCACUCUACGAGAAGCUGAACAAAGGUGAACCUGGGUACGGCGGCAAUGCCUUCGCUCUUAACAGGUCUGGAUCACUUGGUGGUGCUGAAGGCUUGCUUUCCCAGCGCUUGCGUUCCCUCGGGGUCAAGCAACCAUCACCUCCAGAGACACCCAACCGGGGUGACAUGUCUCCUUAGACAAAAGUUAUUCAGUAAUUGCAUGUUUCAGCAUGCCUACCGUACAUUAAGUGCCCUCAUUGAAAGGGUCUUAUUAUAACCAAAUAUCUGUAUAUUGGAUCAUAGAGGGUAUCGAUUGCCCUGGAUGGCGUUCUUUUUCUACCCCGUCUAAUCAUUGGAUUGGAUGAAAGGGACCUGGUCAGGAGUUAUAUUACUUUGAGGCGUUUGGUGUAUCUCGAUACCAGGCAAAACCUGCCAUAGAAGGUUUAGAUAGUCAAUUGAAUCUCUACACACUUA